AUCGAAGUCUCUACGCGCGGCAGGUCGGUGCCCUGAGAUUACAAAAACAACGUAAGUACGACACCCACCCUUGGCGCGCGCGAGGCGCCCGCUGCGCCGGAGCCCAGCGCUCGUGUCUCGCGCGCCGCGGCGCCCGCCCGCUUACACAUCACACAUGGCUCAGCUGACCUGACUUGGCCAGAAGCCGCGCCGCCGGCCGCGCGGGCCCAGCGAGACCCGCGCGGGCCCGCCCACACCUCCGAGACCCCGCCGCGCGCGGCGCCGCGCGCCCCGCGCGCGACGACAACGACGCGCGGAACUCUCCCGAUACGACCCCCCUCGCAGACAAGACAACCAUGGCCGACAAGAAGGAGGAGCCCAAGAAGAAGCGGUCGCCGAACCGCUUGCUCGUCGACGAGGCGACGAACGACGACAACUCCGUGAUCGCCCUCUCCACCGCAAAAAUGGAGGAGCUCCAGCUCUUCCGAGGUGAUACCGUCCUGAUCAAGGGCAAGAAGGGCCACGAGACCGUGUGUAUUGUGCUCACGGACGAGACGUGCGACGACGCCAAUGUAAGGAUGAACAAGGUCGUGCGCAAGAAUUUAAGGGUCAGACUCGGGGACCUCGUCACCGUGAACGCGUGCGGCGACGUGCCCUACGGGAAAAGAAUUCAUGUGUUACCCUUAGAUGAUACGAUCGAAGGCGUGACGGGCAAUUUAUUUGACGUCUACCUCAAGCCCUACUUCCUCGAGGCCUACCGUCCUGUGAGGAAGGGUGAUCUCUUCCUAGUCAGACAAGCGAUGCACCCCGUCGAAUUUAAAGUGGUCGAGACGGACCCGGCGGAGCAGUGCAUCGUCGCGCCGGACACGGUGAUCCACUGCGAGGGCGAGCCCGUGAAGCGCGAGGACGAGGAGCGCCUCGAUGAUGUGGGCUACGAUGACAUCGGCGGCUGCCGCAAGCAGAUGGCCCAGAUCCGCGAGAUGAUCGAGCUGCCGCUGCGGCACCCUACCUUGUUCAAGACUCUAGGAGUCAAGCCUCCUCGCGGCGUGUUGCUGUACGGCCCGCCGGGCAGUGGCAAGACCCUUAUUGCGCGCGCCGUCGCGAACGAGACGGGCGCCUUCUUCUUCCUCAUCAACGGUCCGGAGAUCAUGUCGAAGAUGGCCGGUGAAAGUGAGUCCAACCUGCGCAAGGCCUUCGAGGAGGCCGAGAAGAACUCGCCCGCGAUCAUCUUCAUCGACGAGAUCGACUCGAUUGCGCCCAAAAGAGACAAGACGAACGGCGAGGUCGAGCGACGCAUCGUGUCGCAAUUGCUCACACUGAUGGACGGUUUGAAGCAGCGGGCUCAUGUUGUUGUGAUUGGCGCGACGAACCGGCCCAACUCCAUGGAUCCCGCUUUGAGACGCUUUGGCAGAUUCGACCGCGAGAUCGACAUCGGCGUGCCCGACGAGAACGGUCGCCUGGAAAUCUUCCGCAUCCACACGCGGAACAUGAAGCUCGACGACGACGUCGACCCCGAGGCCGUCGCGCGAGACACGCACGGCUUCGUCGGCGCGGACAUGGCCGCGCUCUGCACGGAGGCGGCCAUGCAGUGCAUCCGCGAGAAGAUGGACCUGAUCGACAUUGACGAGGAUACCAUUGAUGCCGAGGUGCUCGAUAGCAUGGCGGUGACGCACGACCACUUCAAGUAUGCGCUUGGUGUUUCCAACCCGUCUUCGUUGCGAGAAACGGUCGUGGAGGUGCCCAAUGUCACGUGGGACGACAUCGGCGGUCUCACGGAUGUUAAACGUGAAUUGAAGGAGCUCGUGCAGUACCCCGUGGAGCACCCCGAGAAGUUCGAGAAGUUCGGCAUGUCGCCGUCGCGCGGCGUGCUGUUCUACGGCCCGCCCGGGUGCGGCAAGACGCUCAUGGCGAAGGCCGUCGCCAACGAGUGCCAGGCGAAUUUUAUUAGCGUGAAGGGUCCCGAGUUACUCACGAUGUGGUUCGGCGAGUCCGAGGCGAACGUGCGAGACAUCUUCGAGAAGGCUAGAGGUUCUGCCCCUUGCGUCCUCUUCUUCGACGAGCUGGACUCCAUCGCGGGGCAGCGCGGCGGGUCGUCGGGCGACGGCGGCGGCGCGGCCGACCGCGUCAUCAACCAGAUCCUGACGGAGAUCGACGGCGUCGGUAGCAAGAAGAACGUCUUUGUGAUUGGGGCGACGAACAGACCGGACAUCAUCGAUCCUGCUUUGAUGCGUCCUGGUCGGUUGGAUCAGUUGAUCUACAUCCCGAUGCCCGAUCUCGAGUCUAGAUUGUCGAUUCUGAAGGCCACUUUACGGAAGUCUCCGAUCUCCUCAGAUGUCGACCUGGACUUCUUGGCCGCCAACACGGAGAAGUACACGGGCGCCGACCUCACGGAGAUCUGCCAGCGGGCCGCGAAGAUGGCGAUUCGCGAGAAUAUCGAACGGGACAUGGAGCGCGAGCGCCUCAAGGCCGAGAACGCGACGGGCGACGACGACGCCAUGGACGACGUGGACGAGCCGGACCCCGUGCCCGAGAUCACGCCGUCGCACUUCGAGGAGGCGGUCCGGGCGUCGCGCCGCUCGGUGUCUGAUCGCGAUUUAGCUCAAUACUCGUCCUUCGCCACGACGCUCCACCAGCAGCGCUCCUCCAUCGGCAACACGACCUUCUCCUUCCCGGGCGCGCCGCCGGCGGCGGGCGGCGGCGCGGCGCCGGGCUUCGCGCCCGCGGCCGACGACGAGGACGACGACCUCUACUCCUAG
Molecule: messenger RNA, 2735 nt
Organism: Pelagomonas calceolata
Lineage: Eukaryota; Pelagophyceae; Pelagomonadales; Pelagomonadaceae
Source: the annotation of a GenBank genome assembly